Molecule: messenger RNA, 295 nt
Organism: Staurois parvus
Lineage: Eukaryota; Metazoa; Chordata; Amphibia; Anura; Ranidae
Source: the annotation of a GenBank genome assembly
AUGUAUACAGUAAUGUAUAUCCCAGCUCCCCUGUACUCCAUUAUAGUGAUAUGACAUGUAUACAGUAAUUACUUACUCCUUGAGGCCCCCGCGGCAGUGGAGAGGGUGUCUCCUCUCAGCGGAGGAGAGCGGACCUCUCCUGCACCUGUCCCCUCAGCGACGGUGCCGACGAAGCCGGAAACCGGAACUCGGCUUCGCAAUGAGGCUUGGAGCGCAGCCGCUCCAUCAUCUGUGCUUGCCGCUAGAGAAUUUCUCCUCUCAUUUGGCGAGCAGACGAGCGGCUUUUUCAAGCCCU